UCGCUCAUUGUUCGAAAGCUUCCGCCACCACCAGCUGCGCUCAUUCGGCGCGGUCAAAGUCGGUUAUUUCCAAUUACGCUUUUCCUAAGUAGAUUGCCAAUUACAUCAUGCCAGCAAGAUCACGUCGGAUCAUAUCGAAUCAGCCUCCUAUGCCAUUCGUGUUCCCGCCGAUAAGAAAUCCAAAAGUUUUGUCACUGGUUACGCAAGCAAGAAGCGCUCGAGGUGUUCACAGCUAUUUCAGGGAUGGCUCCUACGAGACGCCUAUCAGUGGCAUAGCGCUAUUCAAUCUUUACUUCCCUGACCAGACAUUAAAAAUCACCAAUGUCAAUUAUAUUAAUUCUGAUAAUCACGUGUAUGGCUAUACCAUCGGCGACGGCACGAAUGUUAGCAUGAGUAUUGAACUCAAGGAACAUAAUGUUAGCGCAAAAUUUUCGAGUCCCACCACAAAAAAAUCUCUCAAGCUUCCAAAGAAAGUUGUGCUCAAUAGAGGGGACUACAUUAUCUCGUCUAUAACCUGCACGCCUGAGGGCCCAUCUACGUGCGAGGACCAAGAAAAGUGUAAUGAAUAUAUGCACCUCAAGUUUACGUUCAAUGGCACGCAGAUCCCAGGAUAUAUCCGUGCAAUACAUAAAGAGUUGUUAUAUACGUUCCGACUUAUCACUGAUCUUGGCUAUGGAAUGGGUACAAUAUCAAGAGAGAUGCAUUGGGAAUACAAAAAUUUCCUGGAGACGAUGGCUUGGGCCAUUCCUGAAGUCCCUGUAAUAGUGGGGCUAGACGAAGUAAAACUUUUCACGAAAUUGGCCUAUUUCUAUGCUGGAGACACGGCCGUGAUAGAGGGAACGUAUAGGAAAAAUACUAAAAAGUACAAAGGCAUUGCCCUAGGAGUCACAAGACAGCUUACUAGCGAUUGUGACAUGGCAGACUUCGCUAUCUACAGAGGCACCAGCGACUUUGUAACGUUUCAUGUGUCUGUGGGAGAGAAGGCCACCGUCAUCAGCACCAACAAAGAGUACCAUGUCUUAACCAAAAUACAGGUGCUGAACCAAUGCUUAGGACUCGCAAUGCAAAAUAUAGAAGUCCUCAACUUUGAAACGUACGUAGCCAUCUGGUCUUAUAAUCAAAUAUGAAACUACAAGGACAUCCAGCACCGGGCGCAGUUUGAUGUGCCACACGGAGAGGCACGCACUUCCAACUACUUCAUUUCCUGAAGAUAGCAAGCCCUACAGCUGGACAGCACAUGCUGAGAGGGCAGCAAAACGGAGCGUCCACCAAAACAUGAAACAAAGAAACGAUCUUCCAGAAAGCUAAACAUAUUGGUCUAGAGUCAAUACAAUAUAUUCAUAUACAA
This is a messenger RNA of Dermacentor albipictus, 1348 nucleotides long. RefSeq lists its product as uncharacterized. NCBI's taxonomy places the organism in Eukaryota, Metazoa, Arthropoda, Arachnida, Ixodida, Ixodidae. The record is from RefSeq and is a predicted model, not a curated record.